AUGCCGCCAAACGCGAGAUUUCCCACGCCCAAUCAGCAAAUCGAGAUGGUUGGUAAGAAGUACGCUGAAGCCGUCUGCCGCCUCAACACGGGUCUGGCAAAGAAGCAGUUUCACGGGUUUACUGAGCUUCCUUAUCUUACCCUCAACCCGUGGGCGGUCAAAGAAGCCGAAGUCAAGUCGUGGGGAUUUCCCCACGUCUUCACCUGGACGGAUGGACCGAACGCGCAUUAUCCCCCGCAUUCGCAUCGCGGUCUGACAACCCAUCUGAUCCUCAGGGGCAGCUUGACCAUCACAUAUCCAAAGGAUGAGCAGCCCGAGAAGGUUGCCUAUGGUGUCGGCGACCGCAUUGAUGUCGAUGCUGGCCGCGUGCAUGAGGUUUGGAUUGGCGAUGAGGGUUGUACCUAUGUAAUUGGCGAGUGA
Colletotrichum karsti is the source of this 420-nucleotide messenger RNA. RefSeq lists its product as uncharacterized. The coding region runs from base 1 to 420 and encodes 139 amino acids. The transcript is spliced from 3 exons. The record is from RefSeq and is a predicted model, not a curated record. Lineage: Eukaryota; Fungi; Ascomycota; Sordariomycetes; Glomerellales; Glomerellaceae.